Acanthosepion pharaonis is the source of this 648-nucleotide messenger RNA. Lineage: Eukaryota; Metazoa; Mollusca; Cephalopoda; Sepiida; Sepiidae. The record is from the annotation of a GenBank genome assembly.
AUGUUUUCCUCAUCUUCUGCCCUGUCUCCCUCACUAACCUUUCCUCGCCUGCUGCUCAUCUCCUCCCCCUCUUCUCCCAUUCCUCCUACUUUGCACUUUACAACGACGAUCCAUCUGUCCAUUUUCUGUAUUCCCCUUCAACAGAACAUCCAACAACCGUGUACUAUUGCCGACCGCUACACUGCCGCUCAAAGGUUGGCUAACGACGACAACGACGACUACUUCGAUUACUCGCGUAGCGCUCCGGAUAUUCUGUAUUUGCUUUCUGUUAAAUUAUCUAUCUAUCUAUCUAUCUAUCUAUCUAUCUAUCUAUCUAUCUAUGUAUCUAUCUCAGUCUAUUCAUAUCUAUCUAUCUAUCUAUCUAUCUAUCUAUCUAUCUAUCUAUCUAUCUAUCACGCACACACACGCGCACAGAUGCAUUCACGUUCACACUGCACUAUCUCUCUCUCUCUCUCUCUCUCUCUCUCUGUCGUGCUAUCUCUCUCUCUCUCUCUCUCUCUCUCUGUGUGUGGUGCUAUCUCUCUCUCUCUCUCUGUCCCCUCCUCAGUCUUUUUUCUACAUCUGUUAACCAUUCUUCUUGUUUGUGACAUAAUCCCGUGGUGUGGUGUGGAUCUAUCUCAGUAUAUUCAUAUCUAUCUAUAUGUCUAA